This is a messenger RNA of Amoebophrya sp. A25, 1506 nucleotides long. The record is from the annotation of a GenBank genome assembly. Lineage: Eukaryota; Dinophyceae; Syndiniales; Amoebophryaceae.
CCUAGGUGGCGCGUAGACGCGCACGACUGUGGGAAACACCUCUACGCGGUAGGAACUCAGUCUCUCGCAUAUACUUUAUACUUUGCUGGCUUGAUGGAUGAGCCAUGCUGGGACAAGUACUUCGCGCGCUUCCUGGAAUUGUACGAGGAGCACCACGUUGGAAAAAAAAUACCUCGUCGAGUGCUUCAUGAGUUGGAGGGCCUGUACGAUUCGAAGGAGGUGGUGGAGUUGCGAGUCGUGGUUCGGGCAACGCAAACCCGUGACGUUUUGCACAUGUGGAACCGGAUGCACUUUAAGGCAAGUGGGUUCCCUCUGUUGCAAACAGCCUUGCUCGCCAUGAGAAUGGAGCGCGAGUACGAACCUGAGAUUUUGCAGCGCGCUCUCGAGUGGGGACGCCGGGCGCCCGACGCGCUGCAAAUGUUCAAGAUGGUCGCGAGUGGGCCGUUUUUUGAGUACGGUCACGAUCCAGGCGCGCGCCACUUCCUACAAGGCUUGCAGGUUGUCUUUGGUCCCAGUCCAAAGCGCUUUCGCGGUGCUCCCCAGUGGCUCAUCGACGAGUGGAAUGCGUGUCCGGAGGACCAGCAGUGGCACGAGGUGCUGACGUACGAAGAAUUCCUGCGGGAGCUCGUGUAUUUGAUGAGCGAGAAAGACUUACAGAUCCCUCGAAAGCGGGCCGCGGGCUAUCUCUUUCUGGAUCCUGCCAUCGCUGACGAAAAAUCCCUGAAAGACUUUUCCCUGCAAACACCAGUGCUUCUACUACUACUAGGAUACAUCAAGUCGGAGCCAUUGAUACAUGAUGUAUGCGAGCGUCUGGAUGAGAUCCUCGAGAGGAACCCAGAGGAGGAGGACGCGAAGGAAGAUGAAACGAAUGCUUGAGCAACUUCUCCUUAUUUUGAACUGAAACGUGAUCUAUUGCUGUCAGAAGAUCAUCAAGAAUGGAUACUGCUACCAGACGUAUUUGGUUACUUCGGUAAAUAAGGUUUUCGUACCUAGUAACCACGUGGUGCUGAUGGUCAGAUGUCUUAUGUCCUUGCUGAUUAUAUGUAAAAAAGUGAAGGAGGCAAGCACAAUAAAAGAUCCCAUCAAGCACUAAAGCUGAACUACUAUAUCUCUAUUUUGAGUUUUGUAUAAUCAAGGACAAUGACGGUUGGUUUUUUUUCCGUCAAGCACUCUUUUCCGAGGGAAGAGAUGUAGAAAAUGGAAUUGUAGAUGCAAAAUGACCGCAGUGUUAUAUAUUAUUUAAGGAGUUAGAAGUAGUUCGUAGUGGGAAUGGAAUUGCGGGAAAGUGAAUGGUUGGAUUGGGCAACUCCACCAACUCGUUCUUCAAUUCACUGACAUUUGCAAGUGCUUUCACAGUAUCUUCGAACAUCAAGUCCUGCUCAACAGGAAUAAGCUCUCGACCAUGAGUCUACUCACUCCAAUCUUAAAACUGUAUAUAUUUCGGACUUCUUUCGACAGAUGUAUUGUGUUCUCAAGGCUUUGUAUAAUAUACGCAUGUCUUUGUCG